AUGAUUCCUUAUCAAUUCAAUCUUAUCUUUCGUGCUAGUAGAGAUGGCAAUACAGCAGCACCAUUUCAUAAUAAAUGUGAUAACAAAGGAGCAACUAUUAUAAUUAUUAAAAUUAAGGGAACUAAUCAAAUAGUUGGUGGAUAUAAUCCGCUUGAUUGGGAAGGGAAUGCUAUCUACAAAAAUACUCAAGAUAGUUUCAUAUUUAUUUUUAACGAUUAUAGAAAUAUUAAUACGGGUAAAAUUGGAAGAGUAACUGAUGCUUCUCAUGCUUUGAUAUGUAAUCCUUAUUGGGGACCAGUUUUCGGGCUUAACUGUUGUGAUAUGGCAAUGUACCCUGACAACAAAAAUAAUGAGUGGAGUUCUAAUCCAAAAUCCUAUCCUAAUCUCAAUAUUCCAGGGAGUUUUGAAAUCGAUGAUUAUGAAGCUUUUCAGGUGGUUAAAAAAUAG
Molecule: messenger RNA, 447 nt
Organism: Rhizophagus irregularis DAOM 181602=DAOM 197198
Lineage: Eukaryota; Fungi; Glomeromycota; Glomeromycetes; Glomerales; Glomeraceae
Source: RefSeq, a predicted model, not a curated record